Eriocheir sinensis (Chinese mitten crab) is the source of this 5443-nucleotide messenger RNA. Its product is annotated as trichohyalin-like. NCBI's taxonomy places the organism in Eukaryota, Metazoa, Arthropoda, Malacostraca, Decapoda, Varunidae. The transcript has 6 exons. The record is from RefSeq and is a predicted model, not a curated record. Bases 517 to 3750 code for a protein of 1077 amino acids. Gene Ontology annotation, cellular component: membrane.
ACGAGGGUGCAGGAACGCGUUGUGAACGUGUGUGAUUGUGACCUGUAUGGAAAAUGUGUGCGUGUGUUCGAUUCCAAAAUACCGUAUUAAGUGAAAAAAAAAAAGGAAACGGUACAAAAUGAUAUAAAACUUUUCUUUGACUUUUGUACUUGUAAAGUGUGGUGAAGAAAGUUGUGCAGGUGUGUCAGAGUGUGGCAGUUCAAAGGAACGUACUGAGGGAGGCAGGCGACUGACGGGGGACGCGUCAACAGAAAACUUUACUGUCAACCUUCAAAAUGUGAAGAAAUCGAAAAAAAGACAAAACUAAAAAUUCCAGCUGGAUAAAAAGGAAGAAAAAAAUACACACACGUUGAAAAAAACAAAAUCAAUACCUGUGCUUGUGAGCGCUAAUGAGCCUGUGUGCGUGUGUGUGCGUGUGUGCGUGUGUGUGUGUGUGCACAUGUGUGGACCUUGAGGUGGACUUAGUAACUGUUGCAUCAAGAUUCUGAAGGUGAACGAAAAGCAGGUCUGUCCAGGAUGCAACACAACCAGGUCUUCGUGAUUCAGGUGUCUAGCGGGGCGGGAGGGGCCAAGCACCCACCCCUUGCCCUGCCCCCAGCCUCGCCCGACCCAGCCGACCUUCCCGUCCUGCCCUCUGAAGUCAAGUAUUCGGCCACGCUUGUGAGAGGGCUUGGGGCGGCCCACCUCUUCCUCGGGGCUGUUCUGUUCAUGCUGGGAGUCUUGGGCACUUGGGUGGAGCCGGAGACAUGCUGGGCGGGAGCAGGGGUGUGGACAGGACUCGCGGCCCUUCUCUGCGGGUUCUCGGGUCUCGUGGCGCAUUGCUUCUGGUACAAGAACUUCAGCAUCAAGGCGUUCCUGGUGACGUCCGUGGUGUGCGUGGUGCUGAGCGUGCUGGCGGUGGUGCUGAGCAUAUACGCGAUUGUUAACAGGCACAAGCACUUCCAGGCGCUUUUGGAGGAGAUGGACGAGAACACGUGGUUCCAGCCCUACGAUCUCAACAAGGAGCAUCAACUCACACUCAGCAUCAGCGCUAAUCUCCUUGUGGGCUUCUUCCUCGAACUCCUCCUCUCGCUCUGGUCUUCGAGGGUGAGCUGGCGCGGCGUCCAGAGCCCAGAGUUCAGCGUCGCCUCGAACAAGAGAGAUGCGGAGGGUGUUGACAGCAGUGUGACGCCCCUACCGCCGAGGUCUGGUCAGCAGGUUCCUCUUGCGGCCUUGUAUCAGUUGUUGCAGACUCACCCCGAGAUGCUAGGAAACAAGAGCCUGGAAGCUGGUCUGGUUCCCUCAUGGCUACCAAACAGCCUCACUGACCACCCAACACACCACUCCAUGGACUACCAAGAACGUGUCAACCGGUACCUCUCACACGCCAUCGACCAGACCUCCUGCAGACCGCUCUCAACCCUUCAGAGCGAGACCAGGGACAGCGCCACGGCCUCUACCUCAAGUGGCGGUCGCUGCAGCCCCACGGAGACCAUUCCCAUGCCCCCACCAGACCCAGGCCAUGAGAAGGAAAUGUUAGAGAGGGAGAUGCAGGAACGAUACCCUGGUGAUAGGAAAGGGAGGUUGGAUGGGCUAGCAAAUGGGGACUCCAGUAGCUUGGGAAAGGUUAAACACACACAUGUAGAUUCACUGAUACAGGGAGAUGCAGGGACACAGAGGAAGGGAAAACAGGGUAGCGUAGAAGCCUUACCAAUUGGAGACACUGACAGGAAAGGCAGGUUAGCAAAUGGGGACUCCAGUAGCUUAGGGAAGGUUAAGUACACACACGUAGAUUCACUGAUACAGGGAGAUGUCGGACCGCAAAAGAAGGGUAAGCAAGGCAGCGUAGAAGCUUUGCCAAUCGUAGACACUGAGCGAAAGGGAAAACAGACGUACGUGGAGAUCUUACGAAGCAGGAGAGGGUCGGAAAGCAAGCCCAAAGCACCACUUCCGAAGGUCAAAAAUACGGAAGGUUCUAAAUCGACCGAGACUUCCGUGAAAGGUUCUGUUAGUAAGGAUGAGUCUGUGAAGAAGGAAGAGGAGAAGGAGAAGGUGACAACUGAGGAGAGGCAGAAGAAGAUGGGGACAGAGAAGAGCGAGAAGCAGGGAAGAGAAGGAGGAGGAGGAGGAGAGUUGGUUUCGAGCGAGAGGAAGAUGAUGGAAAAGGAGGAAGAGGAGAGGAGUGAAAAGCCGAAGAUGGACGCAGAGAGGAAAAGUUACGGGGAGGAAAUUAAGGAAAAGAAGGAGAAAGGAGACAUUGCCAUAGUCCUUAAAGCCACAGAGAAGAACGAAAAGAAGGAAAAGAAGGAAGAAAAUGAAGAAAGCAACAUUGCCGUCAUUCACAAACACCCCGAAUUUAAGAACCAAAAGGAGGAGGAAGAGGAAGGGAAGAAAAAGAGGAAUGAGAAUAAGAAACAGAAGGAAGAGAAAGAAGAAGCAGAAAAAGAAAACACAAGAAACACCAGAAACGUGAACGAAAGAGAGGAAGAAAAGGAGAAGAGAGGAAGAGACAAACAGAGAGAGAAAUCACAAACAUCGGAUAACCAAACAGACCAGAAGGAGAGGAAUAAAAGAGGAACAGAGGAACCAAACAAGAAUUACAAGGAAGAGGAAAAAAGAAAGACAGAGAAAGAGAAAACGGGAAUUGAUAAUCUAAGUGAAGGGAAGAAGGAGGAGAAGGAAAGAAGGGAGAGAAGGAGAGAAAAGUCCCCCAAUGAAGUAAGCGAAAGGAGUAGGAAGGAGGAGAAGGAGAGGAGGGAGAAACGGAGAGAAAAAUCACCGGAGGAAGUUAGCGAGAGGAGUAAGAGAGAAGAGAAAGAGAGGAAGGAGAAACGGAGAGAAAAAUCACCGGAGGAAGAACACGUCACUGGAGAGAAGAAAAGCAGGAAGGAAAAACGAGAUAGAGAAAGAGAGAGGGAGAGAGAAACAUCCCCAGUGGUAGAGAAGAGACAGAGAGAGAGACACAGAAGCGAAUCAACUGAGAUAUCUCACACGAAAGAGAGAGAAAGAGAGCGAGACAGGAGUGCGUCGCCAGAGAAGAGACAGAGAGACAGAGAGAGGCGGAGAAGCGAGUCAACGGAGAAUCGCCAUAAGAAGGAGAGAGACAGAGACAGCGAGAGAUACAGAAGCGUGUCACCAGAGAAGAGACACAAGAGACACAGAGAUGAUAGAGAGAGACAGCGGAGUGAGAGUAGGAGUCGUAGAGAGAGACCGAGAGAUGAGUCCCUAGAGGUGAUCGCAAGGAGUCACAAGGAACACAGAGACAGACAGAGAGACGACUCGCCGGAGAAGACGACCAAAGAGAGGAGUCGUAGAGAGGAGAAGAGCGAGAGGAAGAGCGGAAAAUCACCCACGAUUGACACAGGAGCUUCUGACACCAAACAAAAACAAGAGGUAUUCAAUGCCGAGAGAGAGAGGGACGAACACAUGAGGAAGAGGGACAAAUCACAGGGCGUAGCAGAAUCCGAAACCCUCGACAGCGCCCACAGGAAGCCGGAGAGAGCGGAAAAACAGAAGAGACGGAACGAGAGAGCGUCGGAACACUAUAACCAGGAACUGAAUCUCGUGUCGAACUCCGAGGAAGCGAACGAGGAAAUGACAGACAGUGAGGAGAGAAGGAGAAGGGAGAAGAGGGAGAGGAAGGAGAAGGAGAGGAGAGAGCGGAAGGAGAGGAGGAUGAAGGAUGAAGAGAAGAGUAGGGAAUCGAAUACCAAUGAUGUACAAGCUCUGGCAUCUGAUCUGCAGCCUCCUAAUGGGUUCCAAGACUUUUAAGCCCUUUGAAUCCAUAUAUAAAGGCUUGGAUUCCACAUUUUCUUUAACUAAUGAGAUUCAGAGAUGCAUAACUCUCCAGUAUCUUUAAUUACAGUGCUUAAAACAACAUAAAUAUAAUUGCUAUAAGGAAAAAUAUGGGGGGAGGAUGAGGAGAAGGGAGAAGAGGAAGAGGAAGGAGGAGAGGAGGAUGAAGGAUGAAGAGAAGAGUAGGGAAUCGAAUACCAAUGAUGUACAAGCUCUGGCAUCUGAUCUGCAGCCUCCUAAUGGGUUCCAAGACUCUUAAGCCCUUUGAAUCCAUAUAUAAAGGCUUGGAUUCCACAUAUUCUUUAACUAAUGAGGUUCAGAGAUGCAUAAUUCCUUCACUGCCCUUCAUUACAAUGCCUAAGUAAUCCAUAUCUAUAUAGGGAUUAUGAACUAUCCUGUGUCUUAUUAUAUGGUGGUUCUAAUAUCUUUAAUUCCUGCUGCAGUUUCUUUCCGUUUCCUUACUUUCUUUCCUCGUUCUGUUGAUAAGAAAAUCUUUAAAUAUAGCAUAUUCAGCAUCCCUCUAAAGAGCAGAGCAGGGGUGUACCAAGCGUGGAUUAGAUCAGUGAUGUUGUAUGGAGCAGAAACAUGGGUGCUAACUAGAAAAUUGAGGGAGGUAUUGAGAGCAAGUGAUCGCAGGAUGCUGAGGUAUAUGGCGGGGAUCAGGUGGCUAGACAAGGUGUCCAGUGCAGCUAACAGAUGUGGAGUAGAGGACCUGGAAACAGUGCUCAGAAGGGAAAGACUCCGAUGGUUUGGACAUGUAAAUAGAGCAGGGGAGGAUACAGUGCUGGGAGUUUUGGAGAGAUUAGAGGCAGAAGGAAGGAGACCAGUUGGUAGACCUAGGAAAACGUGGAGAAGGUGCAUACGGGAAGACUUUGCAUUGAUGGGAUUGGAUGAACAUUGGGCAGAGGACAGAGCAGAAUGGAGGAGAGCCAUAAAGCGUCCAACCGCUCAGAAAGAGUGAAAAUGGACAUUAAACGAAAUGAUGAUGACGAUGAGACCUAAAGGGAAAUAUAUGAAUGACCUCAACAUGUGGUUCCAAGUUGGUCAAUUCUGGUUACAUUCCUAAAUCUUUCUUCACCUUAAUAAUCUCCAUCAUAACAAAACCGAGAGAAAGAAACAGCCACUAUGUAUGUAUAUUCUAAUGCAUGUAUAAAUAUCCCUACCUAUAUGAUAUCAAUGUAUAGUAUUAUGUAUACCUCCAAUGUGCUACAAAUGUAUUAUAUAGUAUUAAUUCCAUCAUAUCACCAAGGGCUUCCAUGUACCAGCUGUAAAUGUAUGUAUAUAUAUAGUAGUUUGAAGAAUAGGAUUUGUACCUGUAAGACAAUAUAUGUAUGUGUGUGUAUAGUGAAUGUAUAUGUAGUUAGAUAGUUAGUUAAGGAAGAGUAUUAUGUGAGUAUUAUGUUAGAGGUUUACUGAUGAUGAUGAUGAGAGAGAGAGAGAGAGAGAGAGAGAGAGAGAGAGAGAGAGAGAGAGAGAGAGAGAGAGAGAGAGAGAGAGAGAGAGAGAGAGAGAGAGAGAGAGAGAGAGAGAGAGAGAGAGAGAGAGAGAGAGAGAGAGAGAGAGAAAAUUAACUUUGCUCACUGAUGGAGAGAUGGAGAGAGAAUUGACUUUGGAAAUGGAGAGAUGGAGAGAAAAAAAAAAUCAGAUUAUUAUUAAAUGUAUUCUCUGU